GUGCGAAUGGAACUAUAUGGUUGCACUAAUUUGACAACGGAUGCAAAUCCUGAGACACCUGUUGUUACUACACCAACUGUUACUGUUCCCAGUACAACAGUGCGUGCCCUUCAAAGCACUGUUACAUCAAGUUCAGUUGUGACCCCUACUCCAAGUGAAGAAAUUACAACUGCCUCCAAAGAGUCAGGUUCUGUCAAAACUGCAAUCCCUACUCUUCACAGUGGUACAACAAAGGCCACUACAAAAGCCAUAAACAAUGUUGUCAAUACUGAUAAUAAGAUGAAGGAACCACAUCCUACCACUUCAGUUAAAGUUCCCUGGUCUGUGCCAUCUGAUGAACCAGUUGUAGCAGCACAAACAGAUCAAGAUGUGGAUGAGGAUUACUUCCUAGAUGACAAUCCUGUUCGUUUAUCUACCACUUCAAUUGUGGUACUUUCAGUGACUUCUGUAUUUGUGGUCGUUGUGAUGGUGCCUGUCGUUAUGUUUGUGAUUUUUCUUCACCAACGGAAACAGAAAAGAUGUUCUUUUCCAGAUAAGGGUGAUGGAAUUCCACUUCGUACUGUUGUGAUUGAUGAGAAUCUUUGCAGCCAAGAGUUUUAUGAUACCUACAAAUAUGGUGUGCCCACAGGGAAAUGCAAUGCAGUUGAUUUCAACUUUCUGAAUCAAGGUGCUGUGUAAAACAAGGAGCAGGUUAUGGAUGUUAUGAACUGCACUUCUAGUGGUUUGCCUGGUGGACAGCUACAAUGUGUAUGUGUUCAUGUACAACAAGUGAUAGUCUUCUUUUGUGUGCUAAAAUGCAAUGGAAACAAUCUGUUCCAUGCACUGUCCCAGCGUAGGCAUGCUUAAAGCAAAUUAUAAUAAUGAGUUGUUAUAUAUUAUUAAGCAAGACUUUCUAAAUGACUAUUUUCUUUAUUAAUUUAUACAGUUAUAAUUAGUUAAAUACUAAUUAAUUGAUGUGAUCAUCAGGAAAGGGAAAACAUUUUGGUCAUUUUUACAGUUGCAGAUGUAUUAAAACACUUCUGAAAGAAUGAGGUGCAUUGUGCAGGUCCAGAGAAUAUCCGUACCCCCCUCCCCACAGAUGGGAUUUUAGGAAAAAUCCCUUCUGUGGGGGAGGUAUGGAUAUUUUCUAGAACUACGCAUUGUAACUCAAACAGCUGGGGAUAGACUUGCCGAC
Orbicella faveolata is the source of this 1174-nucleotide messenger RNA. RefSeq lists its product as uncharacterized. The record is from RefSeq and is a predicted model, not a curated record. Lineage: Eukaryota; Metazoa; Cnidaria; Anthozoa; Scleractinia; Merulinidae. Gene Ontology annotation, molecular function: signaling receptor activity. Gene Ontology annotation, cellular component: plasma membrane.